UGUGGGCGCGCACCCGUUGGCGGGGCCGGCGAGCGGCGUUUGUUGACUUCCCCGGCGGCGGCGGGGGCGGCGCCCAGCCCCGGGAAUUCCCCGCGGUGGCGGAGGCCGAAGCCGCGGCCGGGGCGAUGGGCUCCCGAGGGGGCCCGAGCGGAGACCGSGAGGGGCGGCGCUGCCUCCCCGCCGAGCUGAGCGCCCGCCGCUGACCCGCCCGGCCGAGCGGGGCCCGCACAGCUGUCAUGGAGGAGUUGGUAGAGGAUGACAUCUGUAUUUUGAACCAUGAAAAAGCAGACAAUGCUCACAAGAGAGACAGUGAUAUUCCUGUUCCAUCAUAUAGUGGAGAUGAGUCUGUUGCCUCACACUUUGCACUUGUCACYGCAUAUGAAGAUAUCAAGAAACGACUGAAAGAGACAGAGAAGGAGAACUCCUUCUUAAAAAAAAAAGUGAGAAUUUUAGAAGAGAAGGUGCUUGGCUCCCGACUGGAAGAAGAAUGCAGCUCAGUUGGGCGGGAACAAGUGAAUAAGGCUUACCAAGCCUAUCGAGAGGUCUGCAUCGACCGAGAUCAUUUGAAAAGCAAACUGGAAAAAAUGGUGAAAGAAAGUGCAGAAUCCUUGAAAAACUUGAAUGAACAGUUGCAGUCUAAAGAAGUAGAGCUGUUACAACUAAGAACUGAAGUGGAAACUCAGCAAGUGAUGAAAAGUCUGAAUUGUACUCCGGCUAACUGGGAAUUAGAGAAGCUGAGCAGUGACCUGAAAGUACACAGUUUGGAACAGGAUCUAGAAAAACUCAAGGAAGAGUGCAACAGUCUCAGGAAGGAGCUGCAAAAUUCCAAGCAGAAGGACCACACUCAAGAGGAAAAUCCAUUACAUGGAGACCACCUUCAAAGGCAAGACAUCCAGAGUUUGCAACAAACAUAUUGGGACCUGAAGAGAGAAAUGUCUAAUUUGCGUGUAGUGACUGACAAGCAAGCUGAGGUUCUGCGAAAACUGAAAAGGAACCCAACAGGAGCCAAGAAAGCUGCCUCUACUGCACCAGUGCAAUGUGUUGACUUGAACAUUUCAAAGCUGAAUUUGACAUCUGGGGUAGUCUAUAAAAACCUCUCACAAAACGACAAAGUCCUCGGCAACGCCGUGUCUCCCCCUCUGCUGAGRGACGUCCGUGUCCCCUCAGAAAGGGUGACCCUACAAGCAUGGACAGAUGAGAGACCAAGUCCAGCUGAUGGCAAAACAUUUCAGGAACACCAUUCUUAUGGAAAGAGCUCUCUGGAAGAUAAUUCCUGGGUAUUCCCAAGUCCUCCAAAGCCCAAUGAGAAUAUGUUCUGGGAAAUGAAAAAUAAUCCAACUUUGUUAAACUGUCCAGCAGAUUACCUGGAUCAGUGUAAUCAAAACUGUCUGCACAAGAGUUAAACAAUUUUUAGAAUGAACUGAGGCAUUUUUGGAGUGAUUUUGAAUAGGCACCUUAAUGCUUGAACUUUUCAGAAGAGAAAACAAGUUGCUUGAAAUGUUCUUUCUUUAUUUUUAAUUCCAGUUCCAAAUCAGAAAGCCUAGUCUUCCUCUGCUGUUAAUCAGGAGCGAAUUCCUUUAUGUUAAAGCUGUGCUGGUAUAAUGUAAAUAUAAAGAAAUCUAGCGUGGGGCCCAGAUAGUCUUGUACUGCAGAUGACAUACAUUUGCAAAAGGAUACACUGAAAAGUGAGUUCGUGGAAUAAAACAAAAUAAUCCAGUUCUGUAUUUGUUUCCUAUUUAUAUAUUAUGAAGAAAAUACUUGGUAUCCUGUGUUAAAACUUGGACCAGCUCUGAGCUURUAUUUUGACAAUGCUUUUUUUUCAGAAUAUGACAUAAUAUGAAGAAUUGGAUUCUCUCUUCCUUCUUCCUUUCAGUUAGCUUUGAUUCCUCUGGUUUGGAAAUGCACUUUCCUGUAAUAUUUAACCAAGAAAGGUGAGAUUUUUGAUUUUUUUUUUCAGCCUUGAUUUAUGAGAUAGUGGCAAGAAAAAAAAUCACCCCAAGCCUAUCCUGUUUAGAUUGUCCUACUGGGGCUUGAUUGUGAAUUCUGAAGGACUGCAAGUUGUGCUGCUGAACACUGUGAAUCCUGGAGGUUCAGCUUGUUUCCCUCAGUUCCUGCUGAAGGAAGCUGAUAGAACUCUGUGCACAGCGGUGCUGCCACAGACUCAGCCUGCUCACAGUGCAGUUUUCCUUUCCUUAUCGUGCCUCCUUUGCACAGCACCACAGCUUUUGACUGUUAGUGUGGUGAAGGCUUCUAACUUUCCUUUUGUUAAAGAAACAAAGCCUUAAUUUAAUUGGAUUUGGUGGUGUUGCAUUGUUGACAUACAAAAAGAAGUACUUUUGUGUUAUCUUUASUAUGCCACUGAGAACUAGAGCUUCUAGAAUUGCAGCUACCUGCCUAAUAGGUUAUGAAUGUCUAGGAACUUUUUUUUUUUUCUCUUAAGGCUAUGAACUGUUUCUGGACAAAUACAAUUUAUGCCUCCUUUUUUUAAAAAAUCUGCUUCAUAUCUGUCUUAUUACAACAGGAUUAAGUGAAAUGUCUUGACUGCUCAAAAAGUGAAGAAAAACACUUUAUGUUUUAGAUCCAUGAUACCUAACUUGUAAUGGACAGUAAGAUAUUUAAUACUGAAUAUGCUAUUUACAGAUGUGUGGGUGGGUGAAGUAUUCAGCUUCACAGAUCCAGCUUAACAUCAAAGUAAAAAAAAUGAAUUUCACAGCUGUUUAGUAGCAAAUUAUGUUAAGAUUGCUUGCAAAUACAUGGGGAAGCUAUGACUGUAGCACAGCCAUAGUCAUGAUGGGCUGUAGAAGUGUUACCAGGGUACUACAUCACCUGUGUGGUUCCACUCUUCCCUGCACAGUAAGUACUUGAGACAGAGCCCAUCUUUCAGUUUGUCUGUCAGAGGCAAAAAAAUGCCUUCCAGAUACGUUCUCCUGUUGCAAACAGCAUACAUAAAUAAUGUUUCCCAUUCAGCAGAUACUGUUUUUAUCUUUCUAUUAUCUUGCUCACAUAUACUGGCUUGUCUGUGAUUAAUGGAAAUGGUGUCAGAUGCUGGAAUUUAUUCUGACCAAUGAACACAGCUGACUCAGGGGAGUACAAUCUCUUGGAAAGUAAUAGAACAAAAUCCAAUAUGCAUAAAACAAAUCCAAGUCACUAGGCUUUAGCUGAUAGAACCAACUACCUAUGUAAUAACAAAGAAAACAUUUCUUGUGUGGCUGCAUAAGCUAUAUGGUACCUAGUUCUAAUGUAGCUUACUUUUGGGGUUCCCCAUCUUGACAUUACAGAGGUUUUUUUUAUUAAGGAAUGUAAUAUCCAACAAGCAUUAACACUAUUUGUGCAAUGACAGAAUUCUACUGUGUAAGAUAUUAAAUAAAUUUAUUUUUGUUUGAAAUUGGUUUCACUAACAAAUCUCCUUUCUGUAUUUGGCACAACAUUUUUUACUAAUGUUUUAAUUCCUCUAUUGUGUAUAAAUGUUAUUCCAAAUACAAACAAUUAGACUUGAGGUUCAUCUACUUUGAUUCAGGGAAAAAAAAACAGCURUGUGCUAUAGCCUGCUUCAGCAUAUUCUGGGAAAAGUGCCCUCCUGGAUGUUGAAAGCUGAAGGAUUUAGUUACCUUAAGCUACGGUGCUUUAACUACUUUUGUCAAAAGGCUCCCAGUCAUCCUGUCCUGUCCUGUCCUGUGUGAAAGAUUAAGCUUUUUUGUGCAGAGCCUGAGAAUUUCCAGGUUUUGCAUUUGACCCUUGGUUUAUAUUCUACAUUUCUUCCCAUGCUGGAGACGGGAGCAGCAAUGUUUGCUGGGAGGGACUUCACCAGCACUGCUGAUAACCAGGGAGAAGAGGGACUGAUGUUGGAGAGCUUGCUGCAGGCAGUAUUUCCAAUCCAAUCACUCACUGCCAUGUCCAAGCUGUAACAYUUGAAAAGGAAGUCCCCAGAUUUGGAGUCACUUGGGAGCUUGUUGGCUUGUGAAGCAUCUGUUGGUCCGAAGCUUACAAUCAGAUUUUGACUGAAGAUGGAAAAGUCAUUUAAAGCCAUGCCACUAGUGGCUUACAUUGCUUUUUCYAUUUUCAGUAGUGAAACCUUUUCAUCAAAGUGACAGCAAAUUACAUGCAGAACUAGCUGUAGUGACGGGGUUCUGGUGUUUGGGUGCAUGUGUUAUAUAAAACUGUAAAAUCUCAUGUAGCAAGAACCAAAGUCCUUCAAUAAUUAUGUUAAAUGACCCCAAGAAAAUUUUAACUUGAAUGCAAACUUUGAAGAUUUUAAAACCUCACCCCAUCCCCCACCAAUCUGACAAAUUUCAAUUUAAGAAAGCACCAGCUCCAUUUAACAGAAAUGAAAGCCAGCCUUUGGGGCAGGAGGAGGUUGUUGCUUUGCACAUUUAAAUGAGCAUAUGGCAACCUGAUGAAUAUGUAUUUGGGUAUUUGGUGAGUUGGAUGAACCUUCUAAUAACUUAUAUGUAAACUUGCACUGUUUGGUUAAUUUUUUUUAAAUCUGUUUUAAGUUUCCCUGCCAGUUUUGUGGUUUACAACUGAUCAGCUUUCCUCACAUGUGAAUUASCCAUAUUGAAGAAAGCAAACUCCCAAAUUAGCUGUGAUGCACUGUCCAAUUUUUACAGCUGGAAAAAGACAAGAGCAGCAUGAGACAUAUGGUGGAGUUACAGUAAAACAAUACCCAUUCCAAGUAAUGAAACACUGGCACAUGUAAGUAUCAUGUGAACUGUACUGGUGAGAUAAAGCAGAUUGAAAUUUUUUCCAAAACCAACUUGCAGUAGACUUUGACGCUCCUAUGCUGAGACACCUGUAGCUUUAAUGAUUGUGUGGCCUGGUAAAGGGCAAGGAAAGAGCYCUGCUCCCUGACUGACACCUCUAUUAUCUUCUGAUCUUCAGACAAGCCCUGUGAAGAACAGUGAUUGCAGAGGUGUAAGGUAUUUCCCUGAUUCUUUGUGUAGUUUGGSUAUAAAAAAGGCAAAAGGGCAUGUGGACUUCUGAUAUGUUUUUUGUAUUACUUUUUGGGGUCUUGAGCAGUCAGGYUUUUGAUCCUUUUUAAGGGAGAAUCAUGUUACUACUUGCAAUUAUAUGAACAUAGGACAGUGGAUGAAAGCAUUUUAUUUUUUUAAGAUCAGCAGUAAACAUAAACACCAAUUUUAGCUGAGCUGCAGCUUAGCUAUUAAAAAAAAAAAAAAAAAAAAA
Malurus melanocephalus (red-backed fairy wren) is the source of this 5181-nucleotide messenger RNA. RefSeq names its product 5-azacytidine induced 2 (gene AZI2). Lineage: Eukaryota; Metazoa; Chordata; Aves; Passeriformes; Maluridae. Gene Ontology annotation, cellular component: cytoplasm. Gene Ontology annotation, biological process: canonical NF-kappaB signal transduction. The record is from RefSeq and is a predicted model, not a curated record. Bases 237 to 1403 code for a protein of 388 amino acids. The transcript has 8 exons.